Messenger RNA from Vespa mandarinia (Asian giant hornet), 1908 nucleotides. RefSeq lists its product as uncharacterized. The record is from RefSeq and is a predicted model, not a curated record. Lineage: Eukaryota; Metazoa; Arthropoda; Insecta; Hymenoptera; Vespidae.
GUCGCGGCCAUCUUGCCUUUGUUACUAACUCACGAGACUAGCCGGAGCCACUGUAGCGGUCUUUCAGCGCCUCUGGCGGCCCUGAUUGGAACUAAUCUGCCCGCAACGCGCGUAAAACGAAUUCGCGUUUCACGUACGCAUUAUUAAUUCUUGCGCGUUAGAAUUUCUCUUGUAUAUAUAUAUAUAUAUAUAUGUAUAUAUAUGUACGUAUACGUGUAUAUGCACGUAUAUGUAUUUGCAAGAGUGAAACUUUUGUUGUACUUUUAUAAAAUUUUCUCGUAAACGUGGUACGCCUUGUUUUUAAUCGAUCGUGUAAAUCGAUUCUCGUUCAAAGUUAUUCGAUAACUUAAAACAAUUCGGCAAUUUGGAAAUUCUGGUUACUUAAAUUCGCUCAAAUUUCUCGACUCUUACCGAAUUACCAAAAGCCAUAAUUUUAUUGGUGGAAAUUAUUAAAUUACUACCUCCAUAUUGGGUUACAUAAAUGAUAUACUUUGGAAAUGCGAAGAUAUUUCGAUUGAGAGCUAUAAAAUUAAAACACACUUCCAUCUUUGAACGUAUUAACGACAAAAGAAAACAAUUACGAUGACGUUUAUUAUCGUGACACGAUGAGGAAGUUUAAAUAAAAACAAGUAUUAAAAUCGAUCGAAACAUUUUACCGGUUAUAGCUCAACGUUAAAAUUAAAAUGUAUCAAUUCCAGAAAAUGGAUCUCUGAUAUGAAUAAAACAGAAUCUUUUAAUUUGGACGGAUCCAAAAAUCCAAGACAGCCGAAAAGAAAGGAUGGAAGCGUAAACACGGAAGAGGAAAAAUAUUCGGGAAAGCAGAAGAAGAAACCUAACAAGCUUUCAUUAUGGUGCGGCAAAUUAUGCGGACGGAGAAAGAAGAAUGGUGAAAAGGACAAGAGGAAGCUAAAUAAAAAAUCGAAACGUAAAAAGUCAAAAAGAAAACGUUACUGCAGAUUUUGUAAAAGGAAGAAGAAGAAGAAGGAGGAUGAGGAGGAGGAGCAGGAGGAGGAGGAAGGUUCGGGUGUGCGACUUAACAGAGCUGCGAGACAACCCAAGAUGAGAGAUAAGGAACAUCAAACCUUUGACCAGUCGGAUUCAAAGAUAUCUGUCGAAGAAAGAAAAAAGUCAAGAGCAGAAAGAAAGAGAGAAAAGGCGCUUAAACGGAAAAACUCUGGUCAUCUGGAAAAGUCAGUCUCCUAUGCUAAGGACAAUCGAUAUACCGACGAUCAAAGAUCUAAAUUUAAACUAGAUCGUGAUAGAUUAACAGGGGAUAUCAGUAAAAGUUGCUGCUUUUUAUGUGCUGAAAAUUCUUUAGCGAUCGCGGCAGCUAUCGGUCCUAGACCAAUAUGUUCCGAUAAGAGCGUGGAUGCGUAUGGCAUGAAAGGGAUCGAGACUAGUUGCAGUCCGAUUAAAUUGCCAGUACACGUGAGGACCGUCAAAUCGUCCUUACGAAUUAAAGUAAAAGACACGUGUACGUCCUAUGGGAACAUGCCGAAAGCAAAGAAAAAACGUAAGAAAUUUAAACUUUUUCCAAAAGUUAAAAAGAACACGUGUCCUAACCAUAAGGUUAUACCCAAACGACGUACGGUCGGUUGUGUUACCGAAAAUCCAUCGAAAUCUGAGAAACCAAAAGAGAAAAAGAUACACGAGCCUUGUUGCAAGGACAAAGCGACAUAAUUAUUUUGCUAUUUCGAUGCUAUUUCGCUUUCUUUCUUCUUUUCUUUUUUUUUUUUUUUUCUUCUCUUUCACCAAACUUCGGCGUAUUUGAAAAUCAAUAUUUUCAAUAAAGAUUAUACGCUCGAUUUAUUUCUUCUUCCAUUCAUGUGAUUUCUUCAUUGACAAGAUUUCUUUCCCCACGCAAUCACUUACGGUCGUCGUAUCUUCUUUGAAAUCUGAAAAAAAAAA